Rhododendron vialii is the source of this 5859-nucleotide messenger RNA. Its product is annotated as clathrin heavy chain 1. Gene Ontology annotation, molecular function: structural molecule activity; clathrin light chain binding. Gene Ontology annotation, cellular component: clathrin complex; plasma membrane; chloroplast. The record is from RefSeq and is a predicted model, not a curated record. The transcript has 30 exons. Bases 303 to 5414 code for a protein of 1703 amino acids. Gene Ontology annotation, biological process: intracellular protein transport; receptor-mediated endocytosis. NCBI's taxonomy places the organism in Eukaryota, Viridiplantae, Streptophyta, Magnoliopsida, Ericales, Ericaceae.
UCCUAUCAAACGUCAAACACCCUCAGAUCAGAUUUCUCUCUCUUCCAUUCCUCGACUCUCAAUCGAGUCGAUUCCACCUCCGUCCUCACAUCACUGCUACACACCCAUAGCCAUACCAUACUCCUCUCUCUCUAGAUCUCUCAAUCUCUCUCACUCUCCAGAAUUCCCCCAACGGAGGGUUCAACACUCCAACGGUUCCUCCGCCGCCUCAGAUCCCUCACGAGUCCCCUCUCAAUUGGCGGCUAAUCAUUUCAGAUACCGCGGAUCGGAGUUCUCAUUGACGGAGGCUCGAUCGCGCCGCCAUGGCCGCCGCCAAUGCUCCGAUCAGCAUGAAAGAGGCCCUGACGCUGCCUAGCGUAGGGAUCAACCCUCAGUUCAUCACCUUCACUCAUGUCACGAUGGAAUCGGAUAAGUAUAUGUGCGUUCGGGAAACCUCGCCGCAGAACAGUGUUGUGAUUAUCGAUAUGAGCAUGCCCAUGCAGCCGUUGAGGAGGCCUAUCACCGCUGAUUCGGCCCUUAUGAAUCCCAAUUCCAGGAUUCUAGCUCUAAAAGCUCAACUUCCGGGAACUACUCAGGAUCACUUGCAGAUAUUUAACAUUGAGAUGAAAGCAAAAAUGAAAUCACAUCAGAUGCCAGAGCAGGUUGCUUUUUGGAAGUGGAUUACUCCAAAGAUGUUGGGUCUUGUCACACAAACCUCUGUUUAUCAUUGGUCCAUUGAAGGUGAUUCUGAACCAGUAAAGGUGUUUGAUAGAACAGCUAAUUUGGCCAACAAUCAAAUAAUUAACUAUCGAUGUGAUCCUACGGAAAAGUGGUUGGUUUUGAUUGGAAUUGCUCCUGGCUCGACAGAGAGACCGCAACUCGUCAAAGGAAAUAUGCAACUGUUUUCCGUGGAUCAGCAGCGCAGUCAAGCACUUGAAGCACAUGCUGCUGCGUUUGCAUCGCUCAAAGUUCCGGGGAAUGAGAAUCCUUCUGUUCUCAUUUCUUUUGCAACAAAGACCAUUAAUGCUGGACAGAUUACGUCAAAGUUGCAUGUUAUUGAGCUUGGUGCCCAACCAGGAAAACCAUCUUUCUCAAAGAAGCAGGCAGAUCUUUUCUUUCCUCCAGAUUUUGCGGAUGACUUUCCGGUUGCCAUGCAGAUAUCCCACAAGUAUAGUUUGAUCUAUGUGAUCACCAAGCUGGGACUUCUUUUCGUCUAUGACCUGGAAACAGCUACUGCAGUAUACAGAAAUAGGAUAAGUCCAGAUCCCAUUUUUCUCACAGCUGAAGCUUCUUCAGUUGGAGGUUUCUAUGCCAUCAAUAGGCGAGGCCAGGUGUUACUUGCUACUGUGAAUGAAGCAACAAUUGUGCCUUUUGUCAGUGGCCAAUUGAACAAUCUGGAACUUGCUGUCAAUCUUGCCAAAAGAGGAAAUCUACCCGGUGCAGAGAAUUUGGUUGUUCAGCGUUUCCAAGAAUUGUUUGCUCAAACAAAGUACAAGGAGGCUGCUGAGCUUGCUGCUGAAUCUCCACAAGGCAUCCUUCGCACUCCUGAUACAGUUGCCAAGUUUCAGAGUGUUCCUGUACAAGCUGGGCAAACACCACCCUUGUUGCAGUACUUUGGUACUCUCUUAACUAGAGGGAAGCUUAAUGCAUUUGAGUCGCUGGAGUUAUCACGCCUUGUUGUGAAUCAGAACAAAAAGAAUCUUUUGGAGAAUUGGUUGGCUGAAGACAAGCUGGAAUGUAGUGAAGAGCUUGGAGACCUUGUCAAGACUGUGGACAAUGACCUCGCAUUGAAGAUAUAUAUAAAAGCCAGAGCAACUCCCAAAGUCGUUGCAGCUUUUGCUGAGCGGAGGGAGUUUGACAAAAUUCUGAUAUACUCCAAGCAGGUUGGAUAUACACCUGAUUAUUUGUUCCUCCUGCAAACAAUUCUCCGAUCAGAUCCCCAGGGAGCUGUUAAUUUUGCAUUAAUGAUGUCUCAAAUGGAGGGAGGUUGUCCAGUUGAUUACAACACAAUAACAGAUCUCUUUCUUCAGAGGAAUUUGAUCCGGGAGGCAACAGCAUUUUUGUUGGAUGUUCUGAAACCCAAUUUGCCAGAACAUGCUUUCCUUCAGACAAAGGUGUUGGAAAUCAACCUUGUUACAUUCCCCAAUGUGGCGGAUGCUAUUUUAGCAAAUGGGAUGUUUAGUCAUUAUGAUCGUCCUCGUAUUGGUCAACUUUGUGAGAAAGCUGGUCUUUAUGUGCGGGCUCUUCAGCACUACUCUGAACUGCCGGAUAUUAAACGUGUGAUUGUGAAUACUCAUGCAAUUGAGCCACAGUCUCUUGUGGAGUUCUUUGGGACUCUUUCUCGGGAGUGGGCUCUGGAGUGCAUGAAGGACCUUCUAUUGGUGAAUCUUAGAGGCAACCUUCAGAUUAUUGUGCAGGUUGCCAAGGAAUAUUCAGAUCAGUUGGGAGUUGAUGCAUGCAUAAAGCUUUUUGAGCAAUUCAAGUCAUAUGAAGGGUUGUACUUCUUCUUGGGGUCAUAUUUGAGCUCCAGUGAGGAUCCGGACAUCCACUUUAAGUACAUUGAGGCAGCUGCCAAGACGGGACAAAUCAAGGAGGUUGAACGUGUGACCAGAGAAUCAAACUUCUACGAUGCUGAGAAGACAAAGAACUUCUUGAUGGAAGCCAAGCUUCCUGAUGCACGACCACUUAUAAAUGUGUGUGAUCGUUUUGGAUUUGUUCCAGAUCUCACCCACUACCUUUAUUCAAACAACAUGCUCCGCUACAUUGAAGGAUAUGUUCAAAAGGUAAACCCAGGAAAUGCUCCUUUAGUUGUAGGGCAACUUUUGGAUGAUGAGUGUCCUGAGGAUUUUAUAAAAGGCCUAAUUCUAUCUGUCCGUUCGCUGCUUCCAGUUGAGCCACUGGUUGAGGAGUGCGAGAAAAGGAAUCGACUUCGAUUACUAACUCAAUUCUUAGAGCAUCUUGUGAGCGAGGGAAGCCAAGAUGUACAUGUCCACAAUGCCCUGGGUAAAAUCAUAAUAGACAGCAACAAUAAUCCAGAGCACUUUCUCACCACCAAUCCUUAUUAUGAUUCACGCGUUGUGGGAAAAUAUUGUGAGAAGCGUGAUCCCACCCUCGCCGUUGUUGCUUACCGCAGGGGGCAAUGUGAUGAUGAACUUAUCAACGUAACCAAUAAGAACUCAUUGUUUAAAUUACAAGCCAGGUAUGUGGUUGAAAGGAUGGAUGGUGAUUUGUGGGAGAAAGUUCUAACCCCUGAGAACGAAUUUAGAAGACAGCUCAUUGAUCAAGUUGUUUCAACUGCUUUGCCUGAAAGCAAGAGCCCAGAACAAGUUUCUGCAGCUGUUAAAGCUUUCAUGACUGCUGAUCUUCCUCAUGAAUUAAUUGAGCUUCUGGAAAAGAUUGUGCUGCAAAACUCUGCAUUCAGUGGAAACUUUAAUCUGCAAAACUUGCUCAUUUUGACAGCCAUUAAGGCUGAUCCGUCUAGAGUUAUGGAUUACAUUAAUAGACUGGAUAACUUUGACGGGCCUGCUGUUGGUGAAGUUGCAGUUGAAGCCCAAUUGUAUGAAGAAGCUUUUGCAAUCUUCAAGAAAUUUAAUUUGAAUGUCCAGGCAGUUAAUGUCUUACUGGAUAACAUACGAAGCAUUGAUCGGGCUGUUGAAUUUGCAUUCCGAGUUGAAGAAGAUGCUGUUUGGAGUCAGGUGGCUAAGGCUCAACUCAGGGAGGGAUUAGUGAGUGAGGCAAUUGAGUCAUUUAUUCGUGCAGAUGAUGCCACUCAAUUCCUAGAGGUUAUUCGUGCUGCUGAGGAUGCGGAUGUUUACCAUGACUUGGUAAAGUACCUUCUAAUGGUUAGAGAGAAGGCAAAGGAACCCAAGGUUGACAGUGAGCUCAUAUAUGCAUAUGCAAAGAUUGAUAGGCUAGGUGAGAUUGAGGAAUUUAUUCUCAUGCCUAAUGUCGCUAAUCUUCCAAGUGUUGGUGAUCGCUUGUAUGAUGAGGCGCUGUAUGAGGCUGCGAAGAUAAUAUUUGCUUUUACUUCUAACUGGGCCAAGUUGGCUUGCACACUCGUGAAGCUUAGGCAGUUCCAAGGUGCUGUUGAUGCUGCACGGAAAGCGAAUAGCUCAAAGACAUGGAAGGAAGUUUGCUUUGCUUGUGUUGAUGCCGAGGAGUUCCGCUUAGCUCAAAUAUGCGGUCUCAACAUUAUCAUACAGGUUGAUGACUUGGAGGAGGUUAGUGAAUAUUAUCAGAACAGAGGAUGCUUUAACGAGCUAAUAUCCCUUAUGGAGAGUGGAUUGGGAUUGGAACGUGCUCAUAUGGGCAUCUUUACGGAGUUGGGUGUCCUUUAUGCUAGAUAUCGAUAUGAGAAGCUUAUGGAACACAUCAAAUUGUUUUCAACUCGUCUCAACAUUCCCAAGCUCAUUCGAGCUUGCGAUGAACAGCAGCACUGGAAGGAACUCACGUACUUGUACAUUCAGUAUGAUGAGUUUGAUAAUGCUGCAACUACCAUCAUGAAUCACUCUCCAGAAGCUUGGGACCACAUGCAGUUCAAAGAUGUUGCAGUCAAAGUUGCUAACGUGGAGCUGUAUUACAAAGCUGUUCACUUCUACUUGGAAGAGCAUCCUGAUCUUAUAAAUGAUCUUCUUAAUGUGCUCGCACUUCGCGUGGAUCAUACACGUGUGGUUGACAUAAUGCGAAAGGCUGGUCACCUGCUUCUUGUGAAGCCAUACAUGGUUGCAGUUCAGAGCAAUAAUGUGACUGCAGUGAAUGAAGCUUUGAAUGAAAUUUAUGUUGAGGAAGAAGAUUACGACAGAUUACGAGAAUCUAUUGAUUUGCAUGAUAGCUUUGAUCAGAUUGGACUUGCCCAGAAGAUUGAGAAACAUGAGCUUCUAGAGAUGAGGCGUGUUGCUGCGUAUAUCUACAAAAAGGCAGGUAGAUGGAAGCAAUCCAUCGCCUUGUCAAAGAAAGAUAAUCUUUACAAAGAUGCCAUGGAAACUGCCUCACAAUCAGGAGACCGCGACCUUGCAGAGGAGUUGCUUGUUUACUUCAUUGACCAGGGAAAGAAGGAAUGCUUUGCAUCAUGCCUCUUUGUUUGCUAUGAUUUGAUACGCCCAGAUGUGGCUCUUGAACUUGCCUGGACAAAGAACAUGAUUGACUUUGCCUUCCCAUACUUGUUACAGUUUAUCCGGGAGUAUACGGGCAAGGUCGAUGAACUCAUUAAGGACAAACUAGAAGCUCUCAGUGAAGUUAAGGCUAAAGAGAAGGAAGAGAAGGAUAUAAUGGCACAACAGAAUAUGUAUGCUCAGUUGCUUCCUCUUGCCCUGCCUGCACCCCCCAUGCCAAGCAUGGGUAUGGGUGGUGGUUUUGCUCCACCACCACCCACCAUGGGGGGAAUGGGUAUGCCACCAAUGCCACCAUUUGGUAUGCCACCAAUGGGCUCCUACUGAUUUUGUGGGUGAUACAGUAGAUUAUUAACUGAUGACGGGUAAUUCAUUCAUGUGGAGGGGGAUGCUAGCAGUUUGGGUUUUCGGUUGUCCAUGGUUCCAUGUUUUUGCACCGUCGUGCUUUUCCCCCAAUUUGUUGUUGUUGAAAGCAGCUUCAAGGCAUUGAAGUUCGGUCUAGUUUGGAUAUAAUUUGAGGUUCUGUUUGUAGUUCGAGGUUUGGGUAGAUAUAUUCCUUUUGUAAUACUUUUUUUUGCCGGGUAGGAGGUAUUUUUUGGCAGCUGGCAAGCGGGAAGCUGAGGAUUCUUCGUAUUGUACUGAAAUGGUCGACAGAACGCAAUUUGGGACAUUUUAAACAAAUUUGCAGGGGUUGAUAAGACUGGUUUACUGUUUCUUUUUUCCGGUGUUAAUUAGCAACCUUUCCAAUGAAUAUCUUGUUUUGUUUAUUUCC